This is a messenger RNA of Exophiala aquamarina CBS 119918, 1119 nucleotides long. RefSeq lists its product as uncharacterized. Gene Ontology annotation, molecular function: hydrolase activity, acting on carbon-nitrogen (but not peptide) bonds. The transcript has a single exon. The record is from RefSeq and is a predicted model, not a curated record. NCBI's taxonomy places the organism in Eukaryota, Fungi, Ascomycota, Eurotiomycetes, Chaetothyriales, Herpotrichiellaceae. The coding region runs from base 1 to 1119 and encodes 372 amino acids.
AUGUCCGCUCCGCAAACUGUGGUCAUCGACGACGGCGUGAUAGCUCAGAUCGGGGCUGUGGACAGCCAUGAGUCUUCGGCAGUCCAAGUUGACGGGACAGGCAAAUUCUUGGUACCAGGCCUCAUCGACAGUCAUGUGCACAUAUCGACACCAAUGGCAUUAGAUGCACUCGCCUCUUACGGCGUCACGACAGCGGUCAAUCUAGCUUGCUACAACUAUACAUUCUGCUCAGCUUUGAUGAGCUUGGAGGGAACCGCAGACAUGAUUACAGCAUCACGCCCCGCGAUUGGGACUGACAGCGCCCACGCUCGCCUGCCUUUAGGUGAUAAUCCUCCUGGGUCAACACUGUCUCCGGGGGACAACACAUCCGCUUGGGUUGAGACUUGGGCAUUUCCGCCUGAGUCUUCAGCAUCUUUCCUGAAAGUCACCGCGGAGCCCGAUGGUCCUAAUCAGGAACUCCUCAAUGGAGUCGUGGCUGCAACGCAUGCAAAGGGCUACUACGCAGUGAUGCACGCAUCAUACCUGAGCGCAUACGAGCAGGCUAUCGUCGCCCGACCAGAGGGUAUUCAGCACAUCCCUGCCGAUGGCAUCAUGCCUACGCGCAUCGCAAGGCAAAUCGCAGCACAAGACCAGUUUGUCACACCUACCAUGGCGAUUUUCCGCGUAGGCGCCAACUCCCAGCUCCUGCGCCAGCUUCUGGGGCAAAACUACACCUGGCCUGUCAUGCAAGCGAACCUCCACGCACUCAUCGCCGCCGGGGUUACGAUUCUCGCAGGUACAGAUUCCGCUGACCUUCGUGCUGCAAAUGUCACAAUGCCGUACGGCUUCAAUCUACAUUGUGAACUGGAGUUUUUGGUCGAGGCAGGCAUGCGGCCCAUCGACGCUUUGAGAGCCGCAACGGCACUUCCAGCCAAGCUACAGAACAUGUACGAUCGUGGGGUGGUGCACGUAGGCAAGCGCGCAGAUCUAGUCUUGCUAAAUGCAAAUCCGUUGGUGAACAUCUCGAACACGAGAGAUAUUGCUCGGGUGUGGGUGGCGGGCGUGGCAUACGCGGAUGUAUCUCACGACGUUAAACAGCGGUGCUCGCAGUUAAACUUGAUAGCGAGGGAUUUCUGGUAG